GAGCGGGCGGGGUUGCGGGGAGGUGCGAGCGAGCGACGUGUCAGUGGGUCAGUGCACGCUGCCGCUCGGGAGCCGGUCUCAAGGGCUGUGAGGAAUGGCACUGUCCCAGCUGCAGUGCCUGGACGAAGGCAACGUCAACUUUCGCACCAAUGAGUCGAAGCCGGAGUUCUUCUACAGCGAGGGGCAGAGGCUGGCCGUGGAGGCGCUGGUGGCGGAAGGGAUUCACGCGUUUAAUGAGACGGUGACCAAGGAGAAAUUGAGGGAGUUCCUCUCCGAGCUGGACAUCCAGCAGAUCCUGAGGUCGGUCAGGGAUUUCCUGGACGAAGAAAGGGCCGGCAGCUUGCGGAAUGAAGCCGGCGAGGAGCCGGGUCCCGAAGCGAAGCGCACGCCCCUCUCGCUCCACUAUUGGCCGGACUCCUCGGACGUGUCCCGGCCCAGCUUGGACCUGGGCUGGCCGGACUGCUCCGGGUACCGCGGGGUGACCCGCGCGAACGUGUACACGCAGCCCCCCAUGGAGGGCUCCGUCCACAUCAAGGAGAUGUUUCGCCGGAUGAUCAGCCAAGCGCAGAAGGUAAUUGCUGUUGUCAUGGACAUAUUUACAGACAUCGAUAUAUUCAAAGACUUGCUGGAUGCUAGCUUCAAGAGGAAGGUUCCUGUCUACAUCAUUCAUGAUGAGACUAACAUCAAAUAUUUCCUGAAGAUGUGCCAGAAUGCGGGAAUGCAUAUGGGAAUGCUGAGAAAUCUUCGAGUCUUUACUAUUAAUGGAAAUGAGUUCACCACACGCUCAGCUAAAACGAUCGUCGGAAGACAGAUGCAGAAAUUUCUACUGAUCGAUGGGGACAAGGCAGCGUCUGGAUCAUAUAGUUUCACCUGGACUGCAUCUAGACUUGAUCGCAACAUCAUCACGGUUCUUUCGGGCCAGGCCGUGGAAAUAUUUGAUAACCAAUUCAGAGAACUACUGCACUUUUCCAAGCCAGUCAACCUGCGCCAACUGGACCUCGCUCCAGAGGAGGAUCCCCCUGAGCCACUUCCACAAGCGGUCGCCCUCACAGCAGAGCAAACUGCUGCUAUAGCCAAGAAACUCAUCAAUCCUAAAUACGCGCUGGUGCGGGUCAACAACACGGGUUCUCAGUCCUCAGAGAAGAAGGCCAACUUAAAAGAGGCUGGCCAGAAGCAAUCAGAUGGGCCGGCCAAAGCACCGAAGCCAGCAGAAGCCUUCAUAGAAGAGCAGAUAUCUCAUCCAGCUCUAGUGAACCUGCCCAAAAUAAACAUGUUUCUCUAUCUGCCCACUUAUGUGGAAGUCCCUCAAGCAGAACAGCAACAGCAGAACGUGAAGGAGGUGCAACGCAAGCCUUGUCAACAAACUUCUACAAAAAUACGCACCGCCAAAGAGGGUGUCUUUAAAGAAGCAAUAAGGCAAAAGAAGCCAGCUUGUGAAAACCCCAGUCGGACCCAGGCAGAAGCUCCAAUGUUGAAAGAAAGCUUAGUUCAAAAUCACUCUCAGGCACGGAGAGGUGACCAGGACUCCCAAAGUGAAUCAGGAUUAGAUGUAAUAUCGGCGAAUGCAGUCACAGCUCCAAAGGUUAUGGAGGAGCUGGAAGCAGAUGUGGACCAAGAGGAAGUAAAACUGAUAGAAGUUCUUCAGAGAAACUCAACCUAUCGUGAAGAAGAAGAAGAGGAGGGAGGAGAGGGAGAGGAGGAGGAGGAAGAGGGAGAGGAGCAGGUGGAGGAAGGGGAAGGGGAAGAGGAAGAAGUAGGGGAAGAAGAAGAGGAAGAAGAGAAUGGAAUAAUAGACAGUGAAGCUGUGCAGGUGGAUUCACAUGCAUCGGCAGAUAAGCUAGAUGGCAAGAAACAAGUAGAUGGUGUCUUGGACGGCCUAGACAGAGAGGAAAGCGAUGAAGAAGUGGUACCUAUGUGUGAUGCAGGUGAAAGUGAGGAUGUUAGUAGGAGUAAUAAAGCUGACGCAGAUCAGAAUGCUCUCCCAGUGGAGUAUGACUUAAUCAAUCUAGAAGAUGACUGUCAAUCAAACCCUUCAACAAAUUACACUCCCGACUGGAAUACAGACAGCAGCUCCCCUCCUGAGCAAUCCAUUGCUUCCUCUGAUUCUGAUGACUUCUUCGACUGCACCAGUGCCCUGUUUAAAAGACGGACAACAGACCCGAUGAUAUACCAGGCCCAUAACGAAGUGGCAGUCAGGAAAGAGAAUAACUUUAUCAGCCAUGGUUACACUGAGAGGCCCCUGAGUAAGUUCGGGGAAGUACCCAACUCGAUGAAUGAUUUAAGGAACUGUACAAAAUCAACACCAAAAACAGUGGAAGCUUUCUUCAAUGAGCAAACAAUGUUGAGGGAGAAGGCGCUAAAUAAAUUUAAACUCACACUGGAAAUAAAUUAUCAAGACAGAUUGCAGAGGAACAGGUACCCAAUGUUCACAAAGACAUCAACCAAUUUGCUCAGGGCAGCUGCAAAUAACCAGAGCUUACGGCCACCUCUGGACACCAUUUCAAGGAGCCCCGAGCUGAGCAAAAACAGAAGGGAGGUAGCCAAACCUGUGAUCUCACAGUUGUUGCAUAAAAGUUACCCAAAACACUUGGUGCGUUCUUCUGUACCCGAACACCACGAACAAAAGCGAUAUGACAGCAAAGUCGCAACAGUUGGGUUGAAAGUGACCGAGUCCGAUUCAUACAAGAAGUCUGCCCCCCAGCAAGGGGUUUCUUCCAAGAUGGAUAUGUCUAUAGGUGGUACAACCACACCUCUGGGGCUCUCGGUCUCCAAGCUAUCAACGUUGAGGAACUUGAAACUGAAGUUGCCAGCCAGCAGGAUGGUAAUCAGUCCAGAGCCCUCCACCAAAUGACCACCUUGGAUCCAAGAUGUGGGAUCUGGUACAAGCCCCCUUAAGUUAAAAUAAAGCUGCUUCCAGUAUUGUACAUAAAAGGCAAGUGAAUGUGAGGUGGAGCAUGUUUACAUUUACCUGAUCUGUGCACCAGUA
This is a messenger RNA of Mobula hypostoma (lesser devil ray), 2986 nucleotides long. Its product is annotated as protein FAM83G-like. The record is from RefSeq and is a predicted model, not a curated record. The transcript is spliced from 5 exons. Gene Ontology annotation, biological process: signal transduction. NCBI's taxonomy places the organism in Eukaryota, Metazoa, Chordata, Chondrichthyes, Myliobatiformes, Myliobatidae. Gene Ontology annotation, molecular function: protein kinase binding. The coding region runs from base 95 to 2851 and encodes 918 amino acids.